Molecule: messenger RNA, 2637 nt
Organism: Letharia lupina
Lineage: Eukaryota; Fungi; Ascomycota; Lecanoromycetes; Lecanorales; Parmeliaceae
Exons: 4
Coding region: 1-2637 (878 amino acids)
Biological process (GO): mitochondrial translation; ribosome disassembly
Cellular component (GO): mitochondrion
Molecular function (GO): GTPase activity; GTP binding
Source: RefSeq, a predicted model, not a curated record
AUGUCUGGAGCAUUCGUCAACUUCUGGGUUGAUGAGGAAGGAAACGCAGAAGUUGGAGAAGAGGAAGAGAAGACAAAAGCUCAAGAUGUCUCAACAGAGGUAUCCAGAACGAGGAAUAUUGGCAUCAUUGCCCAUAUCGAUGCGGGCAAGACGACGACCACGGAGCGCAUGCUCUACUAUAGUGGGCAUACAAGACGAAUAGGAAAUGUAGACGAAGGCUCCACCGUCACCGACUUCCUGCCCGCAGAGAGAGCGCGAGGCGUAACAAUACAGUCCGCCGCCAUCUCAUUCCACUGGCCGCCUCUGUUUGUCGGCGACCUUCAAAACACUUCCGCAAAUACAAGCAACCUCGUGCCUCACAACAUCAAUCUAAUAGACACGCCCGGCCACGCAGACUUCACCUUCGAAGUCCUUAGAUCAUUGCGCAUUCUAGAUGGCGCGGUCUGUAUUCUCGAUGGCGUAGCAGGCGUCGAGGCACAGACAGAAAAGGUGUGGUACCAGGCCGCGAAGUACCGCAUUCCGAAGAUCAUCUAUGUGAAUAAACUUGAUCGGGAUGGUGCGGCUUUUGGUGAGACCGUUAAGCAGAUUGCUGCGCGUCUUCACGCGUGGCCGGCCGUCUGCCAGGUGCCUUGGUGGGAACGAGGAAGGGGCAAAUUUGUUGGACUAGGAGAUGCGAUUGGACUUCGGUCUUUCAAAUGGACUGAGGGAGGGGAUGGCAAGGACUUUCAAGUCAUCUCUAUUGACGAUCUUCCGUCAUCUGAAGCAGAGUUCGCUCUAGAAAUCAAGAAGGCUAGGAGAGCGCUUGUUGAGCUUUUGAGUGAGCAUGACGAACGUAUGGUUGAGAAAUACCUGGAGGUCGAUGAAGAUCAUCUCGCCAUUGCAAGCGAAGACAUCAUGAUAUCCUUGAGGCGAUGCGUUCUGAAUCAGUCAUCCAAUAUCGUUCCCGUAUUUGCUGGCGCAAGCUUCCAGAACAUGGGCGUUCAGCCUCUGCUCGAUGCUGUUAUCCAACUACUACCAAGCCCCAUUGAGGCUCUAGAUCCCGAGAUCAACCUCGGCGGCGCGGAAGGAACCCUCUCAAGCUUGCUAAGUGGAAAACUGGUGUCCGCUGGAAUUGGGCCAAAGUCAAAAGCUUCAACUGUCAAGUUCAAAAAACAAAGCACAGCCCUAAUCAAGAACCUGGAAUCAUGCGCUCUAGCCUUCAAAGUCGUCCAUGAUUCUCGCCGUGGUGCACUGGUCUACGUCCGGGUCUACUCAGGUAGUAUAAAACGCCAGUCUAUGCUAUUCAAUACAAAUCUCCAAGUCUCCGAACGAGCGCCACAGCUGCUCAAGAUGUAUGCUUCCGACUCAGUCCAGAUCGAUACCAUUCCAGCAGGCCAGAUUGGGGUCAUUCCUGGCUUGAAGUAUGCGAGGACAGGUGACACACUGAUCUCGUACACUGGCGCGAAUCCUAAAUCAGGGCCGCCCUCUCCUCUAAACACGCUGCAGCUCCGACCCAUCGAGGUCCCUCCUGCAGUGUUCUUCUCAAGCGUCGAGCCGCACAGCAUGAGCGAGGAGAAGACUGUCAAGAGUGCUUUAGACCUACUAAUCCGGGAAGACCCAAGUCUGCAAGUCUCCGAGGACGAAGAAUCGGGCCAAACGUUGUUAAGCGGCAUGGGCGAUUUCCACCUCGAGAUUGCCCGAGACCGCCUUGUCAACGACAUGAAAGCUAAAGCUGCUAUGGGUAAAAUCGAGAUCGCGUACCGAGAAUCCAUCCUUGAAGCUUCUUCGCCAGAUAUCUACGUCUUCGACAAAGAGCAAGGUGGAAAACAGGGCCGUGCCUCCUGCAUAGCCCACGUCGAGCCUCUCUCCGAAACCACUCAAAUCCCCCUGGACGACGAAUACGCAUACUCAGCCUACGAAGACGGUAAUAGAGUCACAAUAUCUCUUAAACCAACUACAGACGACGCCUCAGAGGCCGAGCCCUGGGACGGCGACCUCCCACCCCACCUCUCCAUCCCCUCCCUCCACUCGGCCCUCAAAAACGGCGCUCUCGCCGCCUUGAGCCGCGGUAUCAAUUACGCCUUUCAGCUGCACAAUACCCACGUUCUGCUAACCCUCGACCCCAGAAAACACAUCUUCGGCACCGACACCACCCCCGCUGCUCUCUCCUCCGCCGCACGCCUUGCCACAAAAGCAGCGCUCAAAGCAACCGCUCUGGAGAACGGAUCGGUCCUUAUGGAGCCGGUGAUGAACGUCACCGUCAGCGUCGACGAAGCCAGCUUAGGCGCCGUGGUCAACGACAUCUCCUCCUCCCGCGGCGGGCACAUCAUGUCCCUCGACGACGCCGGCGUCACAUCCGGCCCCGCCGUCAACUCCACCCCCGACCCCCUGCCUCGGAUCGACGUCGCCAGAGUCUACGCGCCCCCGGAUCCCUUCGGCCCGUCCGCUUCCCAGACCCGGGGGCAAGGCAUCGCGGUCGACGGCCGCAGGCAGCGGAACAUCACGGCGCGGGUGCCGUUGAAGGAGAUGGUGGGCUAUCUGAAGCAUUUGAGAAGUUUGACGGGCGGCAGGGGCACGUUCGUCAUGGGUGCUGAUCGCUUCGAGAGGGUGGUGGGGCAGAGGGAGAAGGUGCUUUUGAAGGAGUUGAGGGGGUUUUGA